AUGGGAGUGGCCGCACCUGACCUCCUGGACCCGAAGUCUGCUGCCAACAACUGCAAACCGCGCCUGUCCUUCUCCUCCAACCCAGUGGUGCUGACCCCCCCAGAAGACGACGAUGAGUGUGAAACCAGGAUCAGCGUCAUGAGGUGGAAAACCGUGUCAGCCAUCUUCUUCUUGGUGGUGCUUUACCUCAUCAUCGGGGCCACCGUGUUCAAAGCCCUGGAGCAGCCGGAGGAGGACCUGCAGAAAGUGGCCAUCCUGGAAAAGAAGCUUCGUUUCCUCACUGAGCACUCCUGCGUCAACACCACGGAGCUGGAGAUCCUGGUCAAGGAUUCUGCUCCUCUGCCUGUGAGCCCGCCUCCUCCUCCCUCACCUGCCUCCUCCCUCACCUGCCUCCUCCUCCCUCACCUGCCUCCUCCCUCACCUGCCACCUCCUCCCUCACCUGCCACAUCCUCCCUCACCUGCCUCCUCCCUCACCUGCCUCCUCCUCCCUCACCCGCCUUCUCUUCCCUCACCCGCCUCCUCCUCCCUCACCUGCCUCCUCCUCCCUCACCUGCCUCCUCCUCCCUCACCUGCCUCCUCCUCCCUCACCCGCCUUCUCUUCCCUCACCCGCCUCCUCCUCCCUCACCUGCCUCCUCCUCCCUCACCUGCCUCCUCCUCCCUCACCCGCCUUCUCUUCCCUCACCCGCCUCCUCCUCCCUCACCCGCCUUCUCCUCCCUCACCCGCCUCCUCCUCCCUCACCCGCCUCCCCUUCCCUCACCCGCCUUCUCUUCCCUCACCCGCCUCCUCCUCCCUCACCCGCCUUCUCUUCCCUCACCCGCCUCCUCCUCCCUCACCCGCCUCCUCCUCCCUCACCCGCCUCCCCUUCCCUCAACCGCCUUCUCUUCCCUCACCCGCCUCCUCCUCCCUCACCCCGCCUCCUCCUCCCUCCCCGCCUCCCCUUCCCUCAACCGCCUUCUCUUCCCUCACCUGCCUCCUGCUCCCUCACCUGCCUCCUGCUCCCUCACCCGCCUCCUUCUCCCUCACCCGCCUCCUCCUCCCUCACCCGCCUUCUCUUCCCUCACCCGCCUUCUCUUCCCUCACCCGCCUCCUCCUCCCUCACCCGCCUUCCCUUCCCUCACCCGCCUCCUCCUCCCUCACCUGCCUCCUCCUCCCUCACCCGCCUUCUCUUCCCUCACCCGCCUCCUGCUCCCUCACCCCGCCUUCCCUUCCCUCACCCGCCUCCUCCUCCCUCACCUGCCUCCUCCUCCCUCACCCGCCUUCUCUUCCCUCACCUGCCUCCUGCUCCCUCCACCCGCCUCCUUCUCCCUCACCCGCCUUCCCUUCCCUCACCCGCCUCCUCCUCCCUCACCAGCCUCCUCCUCCCUCACCCGCCUUCUCUUCCCUCACCUGCCUCCUGCUCCCUCACCCGCCUCCUUCUCCCUCACCCGCCUCCUCCUCCCUCACCCGCCUUCUCUUCCCUCACCCGCCUCCCCUUCCCUCACCCGCCUCCUCCUCCCUCACCCGCCUUCCCUUCCCUCACCCGCCUCCUCCUCCCUCACCCGCCUUCCCCCGCUUGCGCAGUGA
Knipowitschia caucasica is the source of this 1566-nucleotide messenger RNA. The record is from the annotation of a GenBank genome assembly. NCBI's taxonomy places the organism in Eukaryota, Metazoa, Chordata, Actinopteri, Gobiiformes, Gobiidae.